Molecule: messenger RNA, 744 nt
Organism: Monoraphidium neglectum
Lineage: Eukaryota; Viridiplantae; Chlorophyta; Chlorophyceae; Sphaeropleales; Selenastraceae
Product: Transmembrane 9 superfamily member 2 Flags:Precursor
Exons: 5
Coding region: 1-744 (247 amino acids)
Biological process (GO): protein localization to membrane
Cellular component (GO): membrane
Source: RefSeq, a predicted model, not a curated record
AUGUGCUUUAGACCAGACGACAGCUCCUUCAUAGCCACAAAAACGGGUGGUGAUGGUCAUGACUCACAAGGCUGGAAGAAGCUGACCGGCAGCUUCCCCUCGGGGUCGCAGGUGCGGCGUGAUCUGGCAAAGUACGAGCAGCUGAUGGUGGACGAGCCGGGGGAGAUCCAGGACGAAGCCGGCUGGAAGCUGCUCGCUGGCGACGCGUUCAGGGCGCCCCCACACGCGCAGUGGCUUUGCGUCUACGUUGGCAGCGGCGUGCAGGUGCUGGGGUGCGCGUUUGUGACGCUCGUGCUGGCUACGCUGGGCUUCCUGUCGCCGGCCAGCCGCGGCGCGCUGCUGACGUCGACCGUGAUAAUCUACGUGGUGAUGUCAGCGCUCGCGGGCGCCGCGGCCGUUGCGCUUUGGGGCCAGAUCGAGCGCUCGUUUGAUGGCUGGUGGCGCGUGGCGCGCCACGUGGGCGUCUUCUACCCUGGCAUCCUGAUGGUCAUCUUCACGGUCCUGAACGUAUUCAUCAAGCACACCGGCUCCACCGGCGCCGUCCCUGCCGUGAUCUACUUCGCCAUCGCCGCAAUCUGGGCGGUGGUCGCGCUGCCCCUAACCCUGGUGGGCGGCUACCUGGCCACCAAGUCGGUGCAGAUCUUGGACCACCCGGUGAAGACCAACCAAAUCCCAAGGCAGAUCCCCGACGUGCCGCUUUUGGCCAGCCCGUGGCUGCUAUUCAUAGCGUCGGCCCCAGCCUGA